AUGAAAAAAAUAAAUCAAUAAAUGCAAAAAAUAGCAGGACGUAAUAGCUUUUAAGAAUCUCCAUUAUAAUUGGAAAAGAAAACCUUAAAAAAUUCCACUAAACCUAUUAAAACUGAAAGACCUUAAUAAAAAGGGAAAACUAAAUUAAUUGAUUAUUUUAAGAAAGAAAGGAAUUCAUUAAAUUAGGCAGUUAAUAACAUUAGAGCUAAAUUGAAAGGGAGUAAAAGUAUUGAUAAUGUGUUUCCAUUAACAUAAAAAAGUGAAAGGGGAAAAACCUCAUAACCAAAUGUAAAUCAUUUAAAUAACAUAAAAUAGUAAAUUGAAUAAAGAGUAUAAACAGAUGAAGGGAAUAGUUCUAAACGAUUAAAUUUAAAAGCAAAAAAUUUAUCAUUAGCUACUGUCUCACUUGAAGUAUAAAUUAAAAUAUUAUAUUAUAGAAAAAAGAAUACUAAAAAUAACCUUCAACUACUAAAUAAUCUUACAAUUAAUCUCCAUCUAGUUAAUCAAAACCCAUUUUAACUAAAUCUAAAUCAAAAGAUCAAUAUUUAUUUGAAAUGGUAUUUAUUAAUUAUCAUAUUUAAUAGUUAAAAAAUGCUCAAAAGAUAUCAAAUCAAUAUUAACAAUACUUUAAUUUGAAGUAAAAUAAGUAAUCUAUAUAAUCAGACACUUCAACAAAUCAUAGAUAAUCUAUUGAAGAUAUGUUAUUAAGUUAAAAAUCUUCAAAAGGAUCUCCUUAACCUUAUUGUUCAAAAUUAUCAAAAAAAACAGAAGGGGAUUCCAAAUCUCUUAAUUAAGGGUAUUCUAAAACUGAAUAGACCCCUAUAAUUAAAUAGUAAUCAAAAACUAAAAUAGAAGAAUAACUAUAAUAUGAUCCUAAAAAGAAACUUCAAAUAGUUCUUAUCUAUAAAUAAACAAAGUAAAUUAUCUAUUCAACAAUUUUAGAUAUUACUAUUUAUAUGAUUAUAUAAAUUAAAGUACUGAUAACUUAUAUAAUUUUCUUAUUGAAUAAAUUGCAAGUAUAGAAUUGGCCUCAUCAAAGGUAGAAGGAGGAGGCACUGGUUCUACUGAAGAUUAACACAUAUAAGAAGGUAUAUUAAAGAUUAAUUUAGAAUUAAAUAAGAUUUGUCAAUUUAUUACAGUAUCUAAAAAUAUUCCUUAUGAUUAUUAUCUAUCAUUACCAGAGAUGCCUUUAAAUGUAUUUUAGGGCAUAACCCUCUAAUUGUAACCAUUGUAUGCUUAGUCCUAAGGCACCAAGAAAGUAGGUUUGAAAGAUUUUAUUUUGAUAAAAUGUAUAGGAGUAGGAGGUUUUUCAAGGGUGUAUUUAGUUAAAAAGAAAGAUAAUGGUUAAUUUUAUGCAUUAAAAUUAAUUGAUAAAAAAUUCAUUUUUGAUAAUGCAAAGGAAGUAAUUGUAUAAAAUGAGAGAGAUAUUAUGGUAAAAAUGGAAAAUUAGUAUAUAACAAAAAUGCAUUAUGCAUUCGAGACAAAAUUUUAUAUUGCAUUUGUAUUAGAAUAUUGUGCAGGAGGAGAAUUAUUUUAUCAUUUAAGAAAACUAAAGAGGUUAAAUGAACAAGAAGCAAAAUAUUACUUUGUAGAAAUAUGUAUAGGAAUGGCUUAUUUACAUUCAUAAAAUAUAGUGUACAGAGAUAUUAAACCUGAAAAUAUUUUAUUGGAUUUGUAAGGUCAUAUGAUGCUUAGUGAUUUUGGAUUAUCAAAACCAAAUAUGGAAGAAGGAGAAUUAGCUUAUUCAUUUUGUGGUUCACCUGAAUAUAUGGCUCCUGAAAUGUUAAUGAAAUCUGGACAUAGUUAUUUAGUAGAUUGUUAUUGUCUAGGUGCUUUACUUUAUGAACUUGUUUCUGGAUUACCUCCUUUUUAUUCUAAUAAUACUUAAGAAAUUUAUAAUGCAAUAUUGACUGAGAAUGUUUAAUUUCCAGAUUAUGUCUAGAUUUCUGAUUAAUUAAAAGAUCUAAUAAUUAGAUUACUAUAAAAGGAUCCAGAUCAAAGAUUAGGAUAAAAUGGUGGAAUUGUAGAAAUUCUAACUCAUGUCUGGUUUCAUGAUGUUGAUUUUGAAGGAAUAGUAAAUUAAACUCUUCAACCUCCUUAUAAACCAGAACCUUUAAAGUAUAAUUUUGAUGAAGAAGAAUUUAAUAAAGGAGAUGCUGAAUUCAGAAAAUAAUAUACAUUUAAUCUUUAAUAUGAAUUUUAAGUAUUUAACAACCAAUUAUAUUUGUUAGAAUGUUGAUAAUGCAAAUUAUGAAUUGGCAGAUUUUUAUUAUGAAAGACCAUAAUUAGAAUUUAAAAAUAGAACUAAUAAAGUUAAUAAGAGUAAAUUAGUUUCAGAAAUAGUUUAAAAAGAAUCAUUAUCUCCUAAUAAAUAAAUGAUAUCUAAAGUAAAGGUAAAAUAUAUAUAUAUAUAAAGCAUUCACCUUAAGAAAGUAAAAAAGUAUUAAGAACAAACAUUAAGAGUGAAGCUCUUGAUUAUUUCAAAAAACAUAAUCUUCUGACAAAAUCAUCAUAGGUUCUUUAAUAGUCCUUAAAGUUUGGUCAUGCUUAUUCAAAAACCUUAUAAUAGCCUUCUAUGUCUAUUUAAGAUCUAAAAGUACUAGAAUUUAAUUAUUAAGAAAUUAAAAUAAUUGUUUGAUCAAUCUAAAUAAAUAUUAAGUUCUGAUAGAUUGACUACAGUUCCUGAUUAAAAUAAUAAAAAUGGAUUAGAUAGAGUCAAAACUGAAUAAUUUGGUAAUUUGCCUUCUCCAAAAACUACUACUAAUAGUGCUGCAAAUAAAUUAGCUAAAUUUUCUAAGUUAUUUGGAUCAGAAAAAAGAAAAAAAUGA
Paramecium pentaurelia is the source of this 2828-nucleotide messenger RNA. Lineage: Eukaryota; Ciliophora; Oligohymenophorea; Peniculida; Parameciidae. The record is from the annotation of a GenBank genome assembly.